CGACAACACCCACUAGAACGCACACGUAGCUGUCAGUAGGAAAUGCAGGCUGCGGGUGUUGAAUGUACCCCAUCGCUACGCUUGGAUAAAUUAAACAAAGAACAUCCCCUGUGAUUUAGAAUCAAAGCUUCACAGGGGGGGUGAGAACGGUCGCCGCAAGUCUGAAUGUGAGACUGGAAUAGCCGAGGAAUUCGCCUUACUAUCUAGGCUAAUAGAAACAGGACACUAUUGGCGCUAAUGCUAAUAGUUACAUUAGGCUAAAAUAAGCUAACUUAGGUAGCUGGUAAUUUAGCCAGCACCCUCACCGAGUGCAGGACAUUUGCUCUUCCAGGUCUUCAUCCAGUGCUGCAGUUCCUGCUCCGGUUUUGCUCUUUUGUGUUUUCGUUUUACGGAGGAGGUUGCGGAACCCGGAGCUGUGGCGGGGGGACGUGCGGACAGGAACCCCCUGGCUCUCCAGGCGGACGGAUCACAGUGACACGCCGGUCGUGGGUGAGUUGUUCAGCCGAGUAGAAGUUGGAGUUGUCCGAGGCAGCGGGGUGGACCAGGCCGUGGACGCUGCUCGGUCAGGGCCUGGCCGGCUCUGGGGGUGUUGACUAUUAGCUAUCAGUAAACAAUCGCUUCUGUGUGCUGAAUCGGGAAGUUGAGACGGGCCGACAGAGGCCUGCAGAGAGGAUAUGACAACAAAGUGGCUGAUGUUAUUAGCUCUUAGCAUGGAGUCACUCACUACAGCCGACAUUUACCUGCUUCGUCAGCACACUGCUGGAUCAUCAUUGUUGUUGGGAAUACUUUGUUGAUAGUGUCAGAUGUAUUUUAAUCUGUACUAGUGUAGCAGUAAAGGUUAUUUCAUCCUCUGACAACAGUUCAGGUUCACUGUCACGCUGUUCGCCUGCUCUUCAGACUGAUUUCUAUGGAUGCUGAUAUUGUUUUAUCGCCUCAAUCAGAGUAUUUGAGGUUUGGGUUGUUGGGAGAAGGGUUGUGUGAUUCGUUUUUCCGCCAAAAGUCAUGUUGCGGUAUGAUUUUGGUUUGUGUGUGGCAAAAGAGGAAAUGUAGCCUGAGAUUUAUCUUGCAUUAACAUUAGUUUUUGCAGAAACAACACACCCUAGUCACUUUUGCAAUCCAAAAACAUAGAAUACUACAACUGAUUCAAGGCCACGUUGUUUACUUCUGUGAUCUAGGGUUUAAAAAGACAAACUGUGCAGACAGAACAGAGACAGGUUUCUAUAGAAGUCCUGUCUCAUGAGAUUCUGCAAGUAUGUUGGGAGAAUGUGUAUGGUCCUGUCUUGUUAAAUUGGUGAUGUUGUGUUCUAGAAAAACAUGGGGUGAAGAAUUUGGAUGUUUAAACUAAUCAUGAGCAAAAUUUGAAGUGAGUGUAUGGUGGAGUACUUCCAGGAUGAAACACCAAGCUAAAAAGUCUAAAGAGAAUGAAGCCAGAACCACAUGUAAUUAACUCAAUUCAUGAAGUUAUUAAUUGGUGAAUCUACCUAAAAGAGCACAAUAAAUGUAAAGCUUAACAAACAGGAACCUCCUGCUCUGUCCUCAAUAGCUAGGGAUUUUUUUGUCUUACAAAACUUUUAAGAUCAGAUCUGAGGCCCAAAACAUCUGUUCAGUUAUUUAUUUAUUAAUUAAUUUAUUUGUCAUUUUAAAUGGAGAGGCGGGGUUUGUGUAGUGGAAGAGGCUUCUGGGGUGUCCUUAAUGAGACAAUAGCUGAAAUGAAGUUUUUCACACAGAAGCUGAAAUUAGGAUUUUCAAAGAUAGCAAUCUGAGCUAAGUGAAGAAUUUUCAGCAUGAGAAAACUCAAAUCAAACCAUUUUUUCUUUUAUUUUUUAAGGAGAGAACAGUGUGGAACCAUGGCUGAACUCUCCACCUUAUCCCCAUCACCACCUGCUUUGGGUGAUCCGCAUGCAGCUCCUUCUGUCCCGCCCUCAUCAGCAAUCCCUGCUCCCAACAGCCCGACUGCUCCAGAGUCUGCCAGGGAGAUGCCCUUGCCCAAGUCUUCCCUCUACAAUGAUAAAGCUCUGAAUGCAAACACUCCUUUAGGGGGUUCACCUUUGCCCCCUCAACCACCUUCAAGCCCCCCUAAACUCACUGCUGAGGCUCCCCUCACAUUGUUGGUACACGAGGCUGCCCCUCAAAGAGAGGAAUCAGAAGGGUUAGUUGCAGAGACUGGAGCUCAGGUUGUUGAGCAGGAACUGAUGACCAGUGGCCCAGCAGCUCCGGAGCUCUCAAAUCCUGAGACAGAGACCAACUUUCAGUCAAGUGAGACAUCAGCACAGAGUGAAUUACAGAUGGCAUCCCCUUCUCCUGAUCUCAAUCCUGGUCCUAAUCUUUACCCCAAUGUGCAUGUCACCCACAAUCCAAAUCCUGUUGUGGAUGCUGGUCAACCUCCAGCUGUUGAAUCCGAAACUCCUACAGCCUCCAGCCUCACACCUGCUCCUCCAGCACCAACAGACCCAACGGCAUCGUGUACAGCAGAAGAGGAGAAACCUCAGCCACCUCAACAAGCACAAAAUCCUCAAGGUCAGCCUCCUCCACUCUCCCCAAAGCCCGAGACUCCCAGUGAAGUGAAGAAAGCAGAGCUGCCUGGCAGUCCUAUCAGAGCAGAACACCCCAGCCCCACUGUUCCACUAAUCAACGAGCCAGCCUCUGUACUCCCGCUGCCCAAUCCCAACCCACGGCCAGCUCCUGACACUCUCAGCUACCUUGAGUCUGCCAGCCUGAUGUCAGGGACUUUGGAGUCUCUGUCUGGGCUGGGAGAGGAUGGCAGCUCUGUAGGCUCAGACUCUGAGAUUAAUGGCCUGGCUGUCAGACGCACUGAUAAAUAUGGCUUCCUUGGUGGGAAUCAGUACAGUGAAAGUGGGUAAGUAUCAGGACAUGACUCAUUCUACCAGCCACACUGCAAAAUAUUGAUCAUCCACUGUGUGAUUGCUUUAUUUCUAACAGAGUGGGCUAAUAGAUUUUUUGAUUGCAGACACGUUUUAGGUGUGGCUGUUUGAAGACUGAGAAAAAAAGAAACUUCUCUUCUUAUUUCUGUAGUUUCCUUGCCAACAGUCCACCAUUUGCUAUAUGAGGCAUAAAUAGAUCGAAGGAGGAGCAUUGGUUUACAAGGAUGAAUGUAAAUCCUGCUUGACUAUCAUCUUUUUUAUCUCUCACUUUGCCUUCCUUAAACCUCUUAUUCAUUCUGUCAUCCAUCUGCCCUAAAGAGAUCUUCCUCUCUUCAUUCUUGUCUUCUCCUCCUCUUCUUCCUUGCAGCGCUAAACGUAUCUGUCCAUCCUUUUUUGUCCUUCCUUUGGUCUGACUCAGAUAAUGCUGAGAGCGUUUUUGUGACUCAAUAUGUACUGACUGUGUGUCUCAGCGGUUUCAACCCUCAUGCCCAUCUGCUCUCUUCCUCCCAUUUAUAAACUAGCUUCUGCUUUUUGUCAAGCUAAUUGCUCUUCCAGUGCUGAAUAAUUAAAAUGUUAUUGAUUUGAUGUCAGUAGUGGCGGACAGUGACUUCUGAUCGACAUAAAGGAUGUCCUUUAUUGAAGGAGUUUAGUGCAAUUUCGUGCAAACGAAUGCAUGAGAGAAUAUUUGGUCGUUCAUUUUCGACAUCAGAUAGUAGUAAUUACAAAUCCCAACAUGUCAGCAUGCUGACUGUGAUAUCCAGGAUUGAGUUAAAGAAAAGGAUUCAUUUCUGUUUCUGUUAUUGAUGAGGACUUUUUGUGUUAUUGGCAAUGCAGGGAGAGGGACAUUCGAGUUGAAGUUGCCAGACAGAGAGAGGUGAAAUGGCUCGAUAUGUUCAACAAUUGGGAUAAGUGGAUCAAACAUCGCUUCCAGAAGGUAUGCAUGUAAACCUGACAGAAAUGCUGGCGUUGGUUACACCUAGCAUUACGCAUAAGUGAACACCAUGUGUGUUUGUCUUUAUGCUGUAGGUGAAGUUGCGCUGCAGGAAGGGGAUCCCAUCUUCUCUCAGAGCCAAAGCCUGGCAGCUGCUAUCCAACAGCAAGGAACUCCUGGAUGCCAACCGUGGGAAAUUUGAGGUAUCACUGUAACCAUAUUUCCUGUUGAAUUCCACCAUGAGAUUUGAAAGUGUUAAAAAAAAACACAAGGUCUAGAACACAGUCAGUAACUCUCAACUACAACUGCACAGGCAUAGAUCCUUCCUCAUGGAUUCAAGCACUGUCCUCCCCAGAAUUUUAGACAAAAAGUAAAAAGAGGAAGAAUGCUGUUUGUCCUUCCUUGGAGUAAACUCUUCUUCAUGUUAAGUAAACGGCCAAGAGUGUCCAGGGGACAUGUUCACUGUACAUGUCUGUUUUAAUGUUUUUAUACUAAUGAAAAGCUUUCUGGCUUUUCUUCCACUGAAUAACUGAUGUGGCUACAUAGACAGUGAAAGAUACCAAAGAAGCUGCAAUUUUGUUUGUUUGUUUGUUUGUUUGUUUGUUUGUUUGUUUGUUUGUUUGUUUGUUUGUUUGUUUGUUAUGGAUCCCCAUUCAUUCUGACCUUAGUCAGGACUAUUCUUCCAGGGGUCCAGACACUGAUACAUAACAGUCAAUUCAUAGUGCAUUAAAUUACAGACAAUAAGAUAUAAUUACAUUCAUAGAAAUGUACAAAUGCAAAAAGGACCUUUAGUUUUUAUAACCUUCAAAAUUCGAAUUUCUUUACUAAUAAUGGCCUCUUUAAUUUCCUUUUCGAAUCUCUAUUUGCUUUCAGUAUAUUAAUCAUAUGUGGUGGAAGCCAAUUCCAAUGUCAAUAUUUGUGCUUCAUAACUGGUGUGAAUGUGAACUAUCACCAGAGGAAGUUGGGACUGAGUAGGGCAAUUUUAACUCUCAAGGUGCCAAAGAGGCAGGCACAGGCCUACAGAACUUUAAGCCUCUUAUCAGUACCAGUAAUCCUGUCAGUCAGGGCCCUUGCUGUGUCCUGCUGGCAGGGGAUCUGGCCUCAGCUGAGCCGAGUCCCAGUAGUAUGUUCAGUUUUGCUCUUAAUGUCUGGCGAACACUCUAAUGUUGUUUCAUACACGGCUUUGCAGUUUAAUCCACUUUGAUGACAAAUUAGAAAAGUCACACCUUGGAUUAAAGAGAGAUUUUGAAAACCUCUUAUCUGCGUUUCUACUGCAGGAACUUGAAAGAGAACAGGGGGAAGCUAAAUGGCUGGACAUUAUCGAGAAGGAUCUUCACAGACAGUUCCCCUUCCAUGAGAUGUUUGCUGCACGAGGUGGCCACGGGUAAAAAAGGAAGACACACAUAAAUAAUCUGUCGUAAAUUAGCAGAAACACUCGCAUUUACCUUCAGUGACCUUUGCUGACCGCAAUCUGCAGAUUUGAUAUGUAAACGCUGGAGCGAUCUUCAUCUGGUCUGUACCAUUGGACUUAGUAUACUGCAAUUGUAAUAAUGUGUGCAUCGUUACCUUUGAUGUUCUUGUCUGUUGAAGUAACCGGUGAUGAACAAAAAUUGUGUCAAUUAUAGGAACAUAGAUAUAUGUAACAUAGAAGCACCAUCAGUAAGUCAAAUACAAAAUAUUUAUUUACUGGUUUCAUUGGUAUACAAAACCAGUAGUGACAAAUUUAUAAAAUCUUUAAAACUACAUAUGAAUGAAUGAAUGAAUUCAUUUAUUUCUAAAAUUUAUGCAAGAAAUAAAAUAAAUAGAAAUUUGCAUACAAAGAAAAAAAAGAAAUGAAGUAAUUCUACACGUUUGAAAAGAGUAGGAAGAAGUAAAUACGUUUUAAAUUCCUACCCCUUAUUACUAUUCCUCGUGGGUUUUAUAAAAAAAUACAGAACUCUGCUAUCGAUGCAUACAUAUGAAGUUCAAAUGAUAACUUUGAGAAAAAGGAAUCCAUAUUUUGUUUUUUGUUUCGCUGGAGACAAGAGUUUGAUUUCGGUAAUAUCAAUUCUUCUUGUUCCCUUAAGGAGUCGGAGCAAACUGCAUGAAGUGUUUAAUUUGGCCUCUUGUUAAAUUAGUUGUUUGUUCCUCCAGGCAACAGGAUUUGUACCGGAUCCUGAAGGCCUACACUAUCUACCGGCCUGAUGAGGGCUACUGCCAGGCGCAGGCUCCUGUGGCUGCUGUGCUGCUCAUGCAUAUGCCUGCUGAGGUGAGGGGGUGAAGGAGAGGCGUUCAGGUUUUCACUUUGAUUGCAGAUAAUGGGAUACAUUUUUUAGACUGAGUGGUAGGUCAGACGCCCGCUGUAUGAUUCUGAACAGACUUCAAACUUGUGGCUAGUCAAGCCUGAUCAGAAAUAGCCUCUUGAUUUUAUUUCGGCCUGAGUUUUUUUUUUCUGUGUAUGCCCGCUCAGCUGAUGCGCUAACAAAGUGACAGCUCAUGAGAAAAACGAGUGGGUGAACAAGCAGACAAAACAAGCUGAGACUAUUUAGUUCUCUUUGGCUCUGACUGAGUUAUAAAUAGACAGGCAGUAGACUGAUGACACUGCUGCAGCUAUACAGACUAGACUGUAACGAUAUGUCCUGCAAAUAUGGAGCAUGUGUGAUACAGGCAGCACUCAAGUCUCAGCUGUUUAGCUGUGCAUCAGCCUGAAUUGACCUAACUGUAGAAUGCACACAAAAACCUGUCACUCUGUCCUAUAGAUUAAUCUAAAAAGAGGGUGUGACAUUCAAGAAGCAGAGAGGGUUAUUUUAUACUGACUCUUGUUGUAUUGAAUGCCAGGAAGUAGCAAAGGUGUUGGUUUCAAUAGUCAGUGUUUUCUGUCUACUAGAAAAGCAGGAGACUGUAUGUUAUUAUUUUUUAAGCAGCCUUGCCAUCCUUUGAUUAUCUAUUUUUGGAAAAAGCCUCAAAAAUAAGCGGAAAACAAAAGGGGAUUAACAUAAUUGUGUCUCAUUUACAUUCAUUAAUUAUAAUUUGGCUUCUAUGUCCAGCAAGCGUUUUGGUGCCUCGUCCAGAUAUGUGAGAAGUACCUCCCUGGUUACUACAGCGCUGGACUGGUGAGUGAAUGAACUGACCCAUGUCUGUUUUUAUCAGUGCCUUAUGCUGAUUUUUGCAGCUUUGUUCACUCCAAAUUUCCAUCUUUUAGGAAGCGAUCCAGCUCGAUGGCGAGAUCUUCUUCUCCCUGUUACGGCGUACGUGUCCCAUGGCGUACCGACACCUCAAGAAGUUCAAAAUUGACCCUAUUCUCUACAUGACUGAAUGGUUCAUGUGCAUCUUUUCCCGCACAUUACCGUGGGCCUGUGUGCUGCGUGUUUGGGACAUGUUCUUUUGUGAAGGUAGGAUUUAUAUCUGCUCAGCCUAUUAUUAACUGAGCUGUUUACACACAUAAACCUGUAAUUAGAAAUGAAUUGUAUGUAUUAAACAGAAACUGUAACUAUUUAUGUUUGUAGUAGAAGACGAAAGAGUUUUGUGUUAUUUGACAGAAAACUGACUUUGGUCUUUGUUUGUAGGGGUGAAGAUAGUGUUUCGUGUUGGCCUGGUGCUGCUGAAACAGAUGCUUGGCUCCGUGGACAAACUUCGGGAACUACAGGGCAUGUACGAAACCAUGGAGCGUCUGAGGAACAUCUCCCCUGACUCUUUAAGAGAGGACAUGUUGGUACAGGAGGUCGGUCUCUUUCUAUUUUGCUCCCAAUAAGCAAAACCUGCUUCUGUUUUUACUCAGCCACAGCAUUUAUGAGUCACUUUGUCCUGUAACGUCCAGUUGAGUAAUCUUGACUUCCUCUGUCUGUCUCGCUCUUAUCUGAUCUGACAUGCAGAUCAUCACACUCCCUGUGACAGAGGCGCUUAUUGAGAGGGAAUGCAGCAUCCAGGUAAGAAAAUGGAGGGAGUCCAGGGGGGAACUGACACACCAGCCAGGCCGUCGCCUCCAUGGUACAAGGGCCAUCUAUGAGUACAAACGCCGUGCUGCAUCCAUCAGCUCCGGCGGCAGCCUGUCUUUCCUAGGGAGCUCGAUCCCACCCCCAGGGCCCCUCAGAGCCUCCUCUAGCCUCCUCUCACUUCCUGGCUUCCGCAGAUCCAAGACUCCUUUCCAUUCUCAACCCAAAAAGGGCUCCUUCUCAGGGCCAUCAGGAAUGGAAGGUCUGCCGCAUCAGUCUCCACCUGCAGCAACUUCAAGUCCAGGACGAGGCCCCGCCCAUAAACCACCCAUUCCUCCUGGGGCAGGUCAGAAGGCAGCUGCACCCCAUGUUCAGAGCCCGUUGGUCGGUGGUGCAGCUGCAUCAUCCCGUGGGUCGGCUCAGGCCUCAGAGGGCACCUCAGCACAAGGCCAGCCUGAGUCUUCAGCCCCACCACAAAGCACAGCAACACAGCCAAGCACUCUGUCCCCUGCCCCCAUGAUAGUCUCUGAGCAAAUUACACCGACCAUCCCCUCUCCAACAGCAAACAACACCCCUCUGCCACCGUUUCAAGAAAUAAAAAAAGAAGCUGCGCCGGCGGCUGAAGCCCCGCCCGGAGAGGAAGAUGGAAAGAAGAAGAAGAAGAGUAAAGAAGACAAAAAGAAGGAAAAGGAAGAUGAGAAGAAAAAACUGAAGGAAAAGAAGGACAAGGACAAGGCAGAAAAAGAGAGGCUCAAGAAGGAAAAAGAGAGGCAAGAAAAAGAGAAGAAAAAAGGAGGCAAGAAAAAGGACAAAGUGGGGGGAGAAGCUGAAGACAAAAAUGGAGCUACGGCAGCGAGAGAUUUGGCCUAGUUUUUCACCUCAUCAUUGAAGGAUCAUAAAAAAAGGGACGCUGAACAAAAGGAGAGGUCAGGGGGACAACACCCCAGAAACAAAGUGAUUAAUAAGAAGAAAUGGGACGGCUUCCUGUAUAACGUCAUUAUUAUAAAGACUUAGUGUAGCCCAGGGACUAUGAUGGAGAAAACUGGAUCAUGGUUUUAAUAGCACCUCAGGGGGCUUCUCGCCUCUUGCUAAAUGCUUUCAUUUCCAGAGUUUUAUUAAGAUGGGACAAACUUCCUUUUUUUCAACUGGAGCACGGACUGUGAGUCUGAAGAUUUCCUCAGAGUAUUACAGUCAUCUUUUAGGUUUUUUUUUUAUUCCUUUUUUUUAUUUUUAUCAUUUUAAUCAGAUUGAUGGUAGUGGUUGAAGAAAGGUUGGAGACAUGGAUUGUUGAAAUAAGGGUUUGCAGAAAUAGUUGUGGUGCCAUAGAGUGUGUAAAUAAGUACUAAGUCUACCUACAGUACAUAAGAUCCUGUUAGUGCUCCAUAUGCCCCAUCAGUUCUCAUCUGUGGACAGUGUUUCAAGAUGCCUGGAACAAAAAAAAGAAAAAACAACCCUUGACAUCCAACGCAGGCACUGUGGACAGAAAACUUAGUAAUGUUGUUGAGGAUGUAUUUAUUGUCAUGUUCAAUGUUGUGAGUGAGUGUGUGCCUUAGUAGUUUAGUGAAGUGUGUUACUGUUCUCUGUGUGGCCUCCCUGGUUACAGCCUCCCUCCGCCUGCUUUAUUUCAAUCAGAUCAAAUCAUCUCCGAAUCCUGUCUCCCCCAAUUCUUUUGUUUAGUUCUCAGAAAUUGAAGGAUGCCGAUGAACAAAGGGGGGAAAAGUUGAAAAAACAACAACAACCACAUACUAUGCAGUGGUGAUUUAAUAUUUAGUUUAUGCAGGGAGUAUUACACUUGUUCUUAUUUCAGGCAAAAGUAUAAAUUAAUGUGUCUGAGGUUUUGCAUAAAGCAGGCGCAAGAUUACUGACAGUCCGACAGAAUACAUGCCCCUCUUUAAAGUUAGUAUUAUUUUGCUCCAAUGAACAAAAAUCCCGCUUACAAAUUCAGCCAUAUUUUGGCAUGGGUAAGAACUUGAGUUCAUGAACCUAAGUGAAUGUGAUUUCUAAUCCGAAGAGAAUGAAGGAUGGUUUUUGCACUUGUGAGUUUUGUCACAAACACCACUGAAGUCAACCACUCCGUUAGUGUAGUGACACAGAAAACGUGAGUCUCAACAGGCCGGAUUCAUCAAGCUUGAAAUCUGUGCCUAUCGGACCUAUAGGAAGCCACUUGACUGGAGGUGCCAGGUGUGCCAAUGUAGCAUGAACCUCUGAUCUUUGACCUUUGGUCUCUGGUGUAUUUAUGUACAAAGUGGUUAAUUUAAUCAAAUAUAGUAUAUUAUGAAUUGUUAUUAUUAUUAUAAUUAUUUUGGAUUUGACUAUUUUUCUAUGUGAGCAAGAGACACCUGGUUGACUGGAAUGAUAGGUGACUACACUCAGUGUAGCUGCAGAGGGAUCAUUUUAGAGUUCAGUUUUUCUUUUCUGCACAGGCCGAAUCCUCUGCUUUUACACAUCAAACUUCAUGCAUGUCUUUGCUGUUUUUACGUUUACCGUUAGUUUUGGUCAACUUUAGGUUCACGAGUCUCCAGUUUACUGAAGUGCAGUAUUAAACAAACUACAGAGGAAAAUCGUCGCCCCGACAAAAAGAUAAAAAAAAAGAAAAAAAAAAAAGAAGAAGAAGAAACAAACUGAGUGAUUCAGACAAAAGUUGGAAACUGAAGGUCUUAAUUGUACUGUAUCAUAUACUAAGAGGAAUUUUUUUGUGCUUUGAAUAGUUCUUUAAUUCAAGAUCUUGAGUUUGUCUGUUUCACCAAGUUGUGUUGUAACAUUCAGAAUAACUUAUGGACUAACUCCCUAACCUAUUUACACUCAGUGUCCUGUACUGUAAGAUAUUUAUGCAUACAUUAAACGCACUGAAGCCCAUCAGUAUAUGAUGAAUAGUGCCAGGUAGUUCAUUGUAAAACCAUUUGAUGACAAAGAAAUUGAUGCUCUUAAACUGUACUGUUUUUCAUAGUAAAGGAUUUAGAGGGACUUUCGUGUAGCUUUGUAGCAAACGUCCUCCAUUUUCACCGUUUUCACUGAUUUCAGGUUUUUCCAUUGCAGUCAUUUGAAUACAAAAAUAUCACACACACUCCCUCCCUCUUCUGAUUUGACACCAGUGCAUUACCAGGCACAGUUCAGUGUGGGGUUAGUGAGGAGAAACUGAACACAUCUAUGCAAACAAUAUAGACUGUUUUAGUGACAGCAGCACUGCGUACGUUGAUCAAACUGGUGCCAUGGAAAAUUGGAUUUUGUGCUGUAUUAAAUUUUUGAAUCUGAGCGCACUUUCAGGCUCGUGGAUGACAGUAUAUGAUGAGCAAUACGUCAAUGAUCAAAUUCUGUAGAAGCAGCGCUCUGAUCUGCAAUAUUGUAGUUGAAUUUAGGAUGACAUUUCUGCAGGUCUUUUAUACAUUUCCACACUGAUCCUGAAAUCCUUGUUCUUCAUUUGAUUGGGAAUGACCCCAGUGAUGCAAAUCUUCAAAGAUGCAUUUCAGCUGUUUUUCUCCCUAUGCCGUUUUGUCUUUUCUUUGUGUUUUUAAGUUUACAUGUCACUCUCUCUGGCGAAAGUGAAAUAAAAAUCAUAGCUAAUUGAAUUCAUUCCUUCAGAUCUACAACUGAUGUAUUUAAUUGAUGAUGAUAAUGACAAUUGUGAUGAGUAAUAAACCAUAAUAUAUUAUCA
This is a messenger RNA of Xyrichtys novacula (pearly razorfish), 11376 nucleotides long. The record is from the annotation of a GenBank genome assembly. NCBI's taxonomy places the organism in Eukaryota, Metazoa, Chordata, Actinopteri, Labriformes, Labridae.